Messenger RNA from Mytilus californianus (California mussel), 1827 nucleotides. Its product is annotated as RNA-binding protein RO60-like. Gene Ontology annotation, cellular component: ribonucleoprotein complex. Gene Ontology annotation, molecular function: RNA binding. The transcript is spliced from 2 exons. Bases 139 to 1722 code for a protein of 527 amino acids. The record is from RefSeq and is a predicted model, not a curated record. NCBI's taxonomy places the organism in Eukaryota, Metazoa, Mollusca, Bivalvia, Mytilida, Mytilidae.
UGAACAAACAAUGCACUUGAAUAAACUGUCCCGGGACUGUUGUCAUUCUACUAUCCCUUUUUCUUUUUAAAUUUCCAGAUUCUAAUAUUAGCACAGCCUCGCGAUCGAUUUCAAUUAUUUCUGGACAAGACAUGCAAUAUGGCCUGUCAGAAUAAUGAAAUUUCAGACAGUCAACGUCUUCAAAGAUUUUUAGUUUACGGAAGAGAUGACGGAAGAUAUUUUGUCAACGAGAGACAGUCUAACGUUGUGAGAGAUUUCUCCCAACAUUCCAGGAUUAUCGACAGGAUGAUUUCUAAAGGAGAAGGAAGAGAAGUUGUAGACUUGAUAAAAGAAGUAAGCAUAGAUGGCCGUGCACCAAAACAGUGCCAGCUUCUGUAUGCUUUGGCAGUUUGUGCACGUUGUAAUGACCGACCAACAAAAGACGCAGCACUACGAUGUUUAGACGAUAUUUGUCGUACACCAACACAUCUAUUUCAGUUUAUAAAAUUUACGUCUACACAAAGAGAAGGUUCGCGAGGUUGGGGAAGAGCACAGAGGAAAGCUGUUUCUGAGUGGUACAAUCAAGCCGCAUUCCGAAAUAAUCCGAAAAAACUGUUAAGACUGGGUACCAAAUACAAAAAAAGACAUGGAUAUACACAUAGGGAUUUAAUCCGUCUUGCGCAUGUGAAACCAACAACACAUCACAUUAAAUUUGUUAUUCAAUAUAUAGUGAAAGGAAUGAGCAACAGUGUGAAUUCUGAUGAUUCCGAUGGCAUGAUAAUGGAUGCAAAGCAAUAUAUUUAUGCCGUUGAGCAAGCCAAGAAAUGUUCAAACAAUGAUAUACGUCAUUUGGUACCGUUGAUAAAAAGAUACAAACUUACCCGUGAACACAUUCCUACAAAUCUAUUGAAUUUCCCGGAUGUUUGGAGAGCGUUAAUGUACGAAAUGCCAAUGCAUGCCCUUAUACGUAAUUUAGGCAGAAUUUCGAAACACGCAUUGCUACAUCCUGAUUCGCCCGAGGAGCAACAUAUACUAGACAAUCUACUAGAUGAAGAAAAAUUGCGUUCCGCAAGGAUUCACCCUUUGACGAUUUUGACUGCUUGGAAUUCAUACAAACUGGGAAGAUCAAUCCGGAAUGAGAGUCCAAUGCAGUGGAAUGUGAAUGAAACAGUUGCUGAUGCCCUGGAGACUGCAUUUUAUAAAUCGUUUUCUUCUUGUGUUGCCACGGGCAAGAAAGUUCUUAUAGCUAUUGACGGUAGCGAAGAAAUGAUGAACCCAGUAGUUGAUCUUCAAGAAGUAUCUGCGCGAAGCGCAGCCGUUUCAGUUGCACUACUGAUGUCAAAGGUCGAGAGUUGGACGGAAUUUGUCCUCGUUUCUGAUAGCGUUUCACCGGUUGACGUCCUUCCUAACGAUAACCUUGAAACAGCGUCAUUUAAAUUUUCGACAUCAGAAUGCGCUUGUUUAAGUGAUGACGCGUCUAACCCAAUUACAUGGGCGAUGUCAAAUUCAAAGCAGUACGAUGCAAUUGUUUACUUCACUGCGUGUACUUCGAAUGGCGGAAAUAACGCGAAGGAAGCGAUGACACAGUAUCGGAGUCGCCUAGGACUUCCCAGUACACGUCUUGUAGUGGUUGCCAUGACCAGUAAUAACAAUACUAUAACAGACCCUAAUGAUAUUCACAUGCUAAAUGUUGUGGGGUUCGAUACCAAGGCAAUGAAAGUCAUCACAGAAUUCAUAAGAUGACAGGGGAUUGUGUAGAUAAAUUGCUGACUCAACUACCUCAGAAGUAUAAAGGAAUUAUAAAUUAUUUAAUUAAAUUUAAUAAAGGGUUAAUGCCACUUCUUUGAA